Molecule: messenger RNA, 534 nt
Organism: Fonsecaea nubica
Lineage: Eukaryota; Fungi; Ascomycota; Eurotiomycetes; Chaetothyriales; Herpotrichiellaceae
Exons: 2
Coding region: 1-534 (177 amino acids)
Source: RefSeq, a predicted model, not a curated record
AUGAAGCUCGCAGAAUUCUUCGAAGCGGUAAGGGGCACGAGCGACGCGAUGCCCGUGGUGGCACGGUCCGACCCAUCGAUGCGGCGCAUCCCAUACAUCCGCCCACCCUACACUUCGAAACGAGCACCCAACAACCACCAUGACACCAUCUCCAAGAAGGCCGUCACGGUGUCCGAAGAUGAGAAUCAUGACCUCACCUCGUCGGACGGGGUCCGUUCUCGACCAUCCCCAACGAGGGUGGAGAGAGAAGCCGUCGAAGGAGUGAACAACUCGGAUACGGAUGUGGACGCAGCGGACCCCGACGAGGCGCUCCCGAUGACCAACCCCGACCCCCUUCGAUUCGACCUUCCCCAGCCCGUGACGAGAAAGGCCUGCGUACUCGUCACGUCCGCGACGAUGAAUCGAUCGAAGCGCUCCCCGAAGGCGCAGAGAAGGCCCGGAUCGGGCGUGAAAUCGGCGAAUCGAGUCCAGCAUCGGGAAAAGUCCUCUACCAUCAUGGCCGAAGAGCCCAGCACAUUCCGGGGGCAUAGAUAG